This is a messenger RNA of Westerdykella ornata, 2238 nucleotides long. RefSeq lists its product as uncharacterized. The transcript is spliced from 2 exons. Lineage: Eukaryota; Fungi; Ascomycota; Dothideomycetes; Pleosporales; Sporormiaceae. The record is from RefSeq and is a predicted model, not a curated record. The coding region runs from base 1 to 2238 and encodes 745 amino acids. Gene Ontology annotation, biological process: regulation of transcription by RNA polymerase II. Gene Ontology annotation, cellular component: nucleus.
AUGCUAGCUUCCUCUCCGAAUCCACGUAACCAUCACCACCAAACGCAACAACCACCUCUCGCCACCGGUUUCACACCAUCACAACCACUGUCAUUUCAACAGAUCUCUGAACAGCUAGCCGCUCAAGAUCCAUACAGCCAGCAACUACUCAAUAGUUACCUCGAAUCGCAAAGGCAGGCCUACAGUACGCAGGCUGCUGCACAAAACAACUUCGAAGUCAACCCAUCUCAGUUCAUGACGAACGCCUACGACUUUACGAACCCUGCGAUCAGGAUUCAGCAAUCGACACCGACGGCGCAAUACCCCUCGACCUUCGCGCACACCUUCAUGCCAUCGGCGAACAGCGCCACCGCAUCUGGUUUCGAUAACUGGGCGUUUUCACAAAGCAAUGGACAGAGCAACGGACAGGCGCUGCAGACACCGAAGGAUACCCGGACACACCAGCGCACGACUUCGUCCUCGUCAACAGCGUCCAACCGGUCUCCGAACCGAAGAGGAUCAGCCACAUCCUACGCGUACGUCGCGAACUCCGAGAAUUUGCCUCCGUCGUCUGCGAUUGAGGUUGACACAUCAACCAGGGCUGACGAAGACUCAAGUGCAUUCUCGAACCAUCUCCCGACUCCUUCCCAGACACCGACGAACGAGGCCUUCAUGAACAACAACAACUACAACUCCAUUUCCAUGGGCAACACCGCGCAGGCCAUGGCGGCGCAUCAGUCGAUGAAGCAGGCGCUCAUGGAUCAGCACAGUGCCGAGGAUGAGGUGCCGGGCUUCGCACACUCUGCACGGCAGUCAGUGUCCAGCUACGGGCACGACUCACCGGCAACACCUCGUACAACGCACGAAGACCUUGAGGAGAGGUUCAGGAUGGCUCCUAACGGUGAGACUCCUCUGCGCAAAGUCGAUUCAUGGCUUUUCGACGAGUUCCUGACUUACGAUGAUGACGCAGAGAUGCGACCGCACAACACCAUUUCGAAGAUGGAGGGAACCUAUCCGGGAGCGUCAAUGGAGGGUCUCUAUGACGGCGCCUCCAUCAUUCCUUCUUCGCAGCCGAUGGUGCCAACGGCAGCCGCGCAGCCCGGGACGCUUCUGUCGCCGUUCCGACACCAGAACCCCAAUACCCUCAUGCAAAGCCGGUUGCAGGCAGCGCAGAACGCGCGGUCGCAGUCGCCGUCAAGCAAUGUGGGUCGCGCAGUGUCGCCAUUUCGACAAAACUCGCCCUACGUAAACUCUCCCCACUUCCGCGUCGGCACUGUCGCAGAGCAGCGCGAGCAGACGCUCGAGGCUGAUGCGGCGCAUGCGAUGAAGGCAAACGUUGCAGAGGAGCCGAAGACGAUAUCGCCCAAGGAUGCGUUGUUGGACUACCAUGAAGCCGAGGAGGACUCCAAGAUGCCUUUGUUUCCGCAAGGUGGUCCGAGCGAGUACGGAAACUACGGUGGCGACUACCGGAACGCCACCCAACCCACCUUUGACUCGACCACGACCACCACCACCACCGAGCCCAACUAUCAGAGAAACGCGACAAACAGCUGGGCAACGCCGCAGUUCUCCAACAAUUUCCCCGUGUCCGCCACUGCUUCGACGUCUGCGCCAUUCACCUUCGCCACCCCUGCGGCACUCUCUGGAAACCUCAACGGGCUGCCCUGGUCCGCUACCUCGCAGUACCGUCCGCUACCCACGAGCAUGCCUUCCGCCACCGACGCAACCCCAGAGUUCCCGGCACAUCUCACGACUAUGGAGUCCAGCGCGAGCGAGGCUGAACCUCAGGGUUCGCAGACGUCCUCGGACCAGCUCAAGAAGCCCGCUUCGUCGGCAGCAGACACGGGUACGUACACGUGCACCUACCACGGCUGCACGUUGCGCUUCGAGACGCCGCAGAAGCUGCAGAAGCACAAGCGUGAGGGCCAUCGCAAUGCCGCACCCACUUCGACUCCGGUAGGCUCGAGCAUGUCUUCGGCAGCCCUGCUCGAGCGCAAUUCUCAGGCCGGCCCUCACAAGUGCGAACGCAUCAAUCCCACCACGGGCAAGCCCUGCAACACCAUCUUCUCGCGUCCUUACGACCUCACCAGGCACGAGGAUACGAUCCACAACGCCCGCAAGCAAAAGGUCCGCUGCGCACUCUGUACUGAGGAAAAGACCUUCUCCCGCAACGACGCCCUGACCCGCCAUAUGCGUGUUGUCCAUCCUGAGAUCGACUUCCCCGGCAAGCACAGGCGCCGCGGAGCGACGCACGACUGA